UGCAGACUGAUUAGAAAUAGUCAGCAUGGCUGUGCCAUUUUACUUUGGAGCACAAGUGGCUGAGUGGUGACGAUAUUGAGAGCAACACGACCAUGAAGGGCACAGAUAAAGUCAAUGCUCAUUGUCUUUUUCCCCAUGGUGGAGGAUUCUAAAACAAGAGGGCACAGGCUUAAAGUAAGAGGGGAGAGAUUUAAAAGGGCUCUCAGGGGCAACAUUUCCACUCAGGUGGUAGUUGUAUCUGGAGUCAGCUGUCAAAGGAAGCUAUAGGAGUGGAUACAAUUAUGACUUUGAAAUACAUUUGGACAGAUAUAUGGUUCGGACGGGUUUAGAGGGCUGUCGGCCAAAUGCGGGCAAAUGGGAUUAGGCUAGCUUGUCCAUCCCAAACUGGUCAGGAUGAACAAGGUGGGCCAGAGGGCCUGUGUUGUAAAGCUGUGUACAGAGUAUAUAUGAUUUGCUGAAAGUAAACUAAACUCACUUUUGUUCUUCUGAAGGUGAUGGAUGUUUGCCCAGAAUUGCAUUGACGAGGUGAUUUAGUGCUUGUCUGAAAAUAGUGUGGCUGGACAGUGGUGUUAUUUAUGCCUCAUUAUCAGAAUGGAGCACUUUCUUAAAUUGUCAGAUCUUGUGACAGAAGCUGGUGGAGAGAGUGAAGCAUGUGCUUAUCAUUCUUGUGAUCAAAUCAGCUAGAGGGAGAGGGCCACUGACAUAACCUGCUCACUCCAAAUAUCUUAUUUCAUGCGCAGGCUUCAGUCCAGCUUGAAGAGAGAAGAGGCUUCACCAUCAGGAGCAAUGGGUUUGUCCCGUGCAGUGUGGGCUGUGAGGCAUAGGAAGCUAUACCGAGCCUUAUCACGGAGUCACAGAAGGAAAACAAAUUCUUGGCAGGAUCGCAUAAAGCCAGUGAACUGUCAGCACAACCCAUCGGGAUAAGCACAAACGCUUUUACUCUGAAUCGAUGACCAAGCAAUCCCGUAGACAAAGGAAAUAAGUUGGCUAAAGUGUGUAAGCGCAGGCACUGAGGAAGUUCAGUUGGAAAUGAUCAGAAUGCUAUCGAGCUACUUGUCAGUUGUGAGCUGCGCGUUUACAUUCCUGGCCGUGUCAGUGUCCAGCUCCAACAAUAAAGCGACAGACAUCUCAGACAAACGGCAGCAUCGGAUUCAGCAUGGACCCUGCAGCUACACGUUUCUCCUUCCCGAGAUCGAGAACUGCCACCACCCCCUUGACCACCACAUCUCCAAUUCACUGCAGAGGGAUUCACCCGUUGAAUCCGACUGGUCCUCAAAACGGCUGCAACAGCUGGAAGGCAUCCUGGACAACAAUACACAGUGGCUGCAGAAGCUUGAAACCUACAUUCAGGACAGUGUGAAGAUGGAGAUCGUGGAUAUCCAGAGGAAUGUGGUGCGCAACCAGACUGCAGCAAUGUUGGAGAUAGGAACCAAUCUCCUGACUCAAACUGCAGAACAAACCCGCAAGCUCACUGAUGUGGAGAUACAGGUUCUGAACCAAACAUCACGCCUUGAAAUACAGCUGCUAGAAAACUUGCUGUCAACCAACAAACUGGAGAAUCAGAUCAUGGUGCAGAACCUGGAAAUUACUAAACUCCAAGAAAAAAACAGCUUUCUGGAGCAGAAAAUCAUAGAAAUGGAAGACAAACAUGAAUCUGAGCUGGAAUCAGUGAAGGUGAAGCAGAGCACCAUUAGUGGUGACCUGGAGAAGCACAUGAGCACCAUCAUGGAGAAUAACAGUGCCCUGCAAAGCCAGCAGGUGUCACUCAUGGAGACCGUCAACAAGCUGCUGAAUAUCGUUUUCCACUCCAACGAAAUCCAUCAAAUUCAAAAAGAAGAACCAGUAGUUUUUAAAGAUUGCGCUGAAGUGUUCAAAUCAGGAAUAACCAGAAGUGGCAUCCACACGCUCCAUAUCCCAAAUGUCACGGAAUCGGUGCAGGUGUUCUGUGACAUGGAGACCAGUGGAGGCGGGUGGACAGUGUUCCAACAUCGGGAAGAUGGGAAUGUGAAUUUCCACCGGGGCUGGAAGGAAUACAAAUCAGGAUUUGGUGACCCCCAUGGAGAAUACUGGCUGGGAAACGAGGUUAUCCACCUGCUCACCAGCCGGUCACCUCACAUCCUACGCAUUCAACUGAAAGACUGGAAUGGAAAUGAAGCAUUUGCUGUCGUUGACCAUUUCUUCCUGGAAAGUGAGGAGAAGAAAUAUCGGCUGCAUGUAAGGGGUUACAGUGGAACAGCUGGUAGGACCAGCAGCUUCAGCUCCUCUGGUACACAGUUCAGCACCAAGGACUCCGACAAUGAUGACUGUCGCUGCAAAUGCUCCCAGAUACUGUCUGGAGGAUGGUGGUUUAAGGCAUGUGGCCCUUCCAACCUGAAUGGCAUGUAUUACUCUGACUGGACGGAGAAAAUUCCAUUUAACGGCAUCAAGUGGCACUACUGGAAAGGUUCGGACUACUCCCUCAAGCACACCACCAUGAUGAUCCGGCCGGUUGCUUUCUCAACACUCCACUGAAACCGCUUUCCUGAACAGCUAAUCAAAUUUGUCAUCACAUGCAGGGAAUAUUCUGCAUCCGUCACACAACCACCUAUUACAUUUUAUUUAAUAAUUUAGCAUACACUGGUGAGAUGUCCAUUUUGAAGGCUUCAUCCUUAGCUUGCACCCUGCAACUUAUCUGUAAAAUAAUUUGUUUCAAUCUUCCUGCUCAUGUUCAGUGAUGAAAAGCCAGACAGGAGACCCCUGGCAGCAAUCUCUAAAGGAGAUCAUUGAAUGACGUUGUUGGACUGGCCCCUCAGGGCUCCUCCAGUUCAACCUGUUGAUAUGAUCAGGAUAGGAUAAAGUGUGUUUGAAAAUGUGUAUUCUUUGUCAGCAGCUUCACAGUGGUCUUCAGUACAGGUACUGUAUGCACCUGCACACUCCUGGAUGAGGUACUGAGCCUGAUGACCACAGCAGGAAAUUGAAUCAUGAAUGUAACAUGGUUAAUUACUGUAUUUAUCCCAUGUUUGAGCACUUCCUUUAUGAACCUUUUUAUCUUUCGAGGUAAAGAAAAGCACUGCAUAUUUACAUGAUUGUGUUUACUGACCUGGAUCGUUUCUAGGUGUCUGAGGAGGGCAAGUUUUUUUGGUAGACACAGCCCCCCCCAUUAUUAACAUGCGUGGCCCAUUCCAAACAAGAAUUACUUGUUGGCUACCAGCACCAUUCACAUUCUAACUGCGGAGCUGGCUGUUCGCACUAUUAUGAUUCCAACGUUUUGUUUGAUGUACUGUCUUCUAGCUCAAUAUACUUUGGUUACACUACUUCAUUCCAGCUAGUGCCUGCAGUACACCUGUUGUGAACAUUUCAGUUGUUGCAAUCUGAGCAAACCCAUCCAGUUUGAAGAAGGGUCUCAACCAGAAACGUCACGCAUUCCUUCUCUCCAGAUAUUCUGCCAGUCUCGUUCAGUUACUCCAGCUUUUUGUGUCUAUCUUCAGUUUUGAUUACCACUUUCACAUGAGACGUUCUUGCUGUUCACUGCUUGGAGAGUAAGCUUCCAACCAAUGUCCUCAAAGUUCUUGUUGUUCAAAGUGCCAUAGACUAGGGAGGAGGUUAGUGGUCAAUGCGGUGAGCAAACAAAUUAACCUGCCACUAAGAUUCAUUUGUGAUGUUUGCAACUGGGAAACACUCUUAAAGGAGUUAACUGUCGGUUUUGCAUUUGAAACACAUGUGGGUCAUCAUUGAUACUGCAAUCAUAUUUUUCAGAUAUAUAGUUUAUUCAUAAAAAUUUGCAAUAUAUAAUAGAGCAAUUCACAUCUCAAUAGUAUGCCAUUUACAUACACGAUUCACAUUAUAUCAACAUGGCAUCAAUUUUUCUUUAACUUAUUCCCCUGACCAAACAGAGCAAAAUAUUUCCAUGUGGGUUCUAGAGUUGGUACUAAACUAAGUAUGUUCCCCAUGGAGCCAGUGCACUGUUCCCCAUGCAGCCCGUGCAAAACUGCACCAUGCAUCAACGUGUCCUCCAGCACAGCGUCUUGUACUAGUUGUGGACAUCUAGUUGUGGACAGCUCCUGGCAUUCAAAGACCAGCAGCCUACAGGUAUCUCUAUAUUAUUCCCCCCACUUUCCUGGCAAGGAGAUGGGUAAGGUCUCAUCACCAGCAUAGCUGCCUUGUAGGCAGCCUAGAAUGAUGUUGCUUCUCAUAUUCUCCAUUAAGGACUCAUCAGAGAGAGUAUCCUUCUCAAUAUCAGCCAAGCAAUGUCUUUUUGGUUACUUAAAUGUUGUAAUGAUGAGGCAUUUUGCCAAAUGACUUUGACAAUUAGGUCAGAGAUCCAUCCAACACGAUCCAUCAUCUCCACUGUCCACAAUGCCUGAAGGAUAUAGACUAGUGCUUUAUACAAGUGCGGUGCUUUCAUUACAUCAGCAUAUCAUUUCUAUAUUGUCAGAUCACGAAUCUGAAAUCCAGAACACAUUUUAUUUACAAAUCCCUCCAUGACCUCAGCCCUUCUCUUUUUUAUUGUUUCUGGAUUUUGUCCUAACAUUUACAUUAUCUCCAGAAUAACAGGCUUCUUCCCUUCAGCAACUGAUUAAAUUGCACCAUUGUUAAUGCUUGUGUUUACAAGACCACCAAUUAUGGGAUUUUCUCCCUUAACUUUAUACUUUUUCUUCAACAGCCUCCUUAAAAUCUAUUACUUUCACCAUGUUUUGCCCUGAGCUAGAGGUGUGAGAUAUAUCAUUGUUUGCGUAAUACAGAUGCCAAUCACUGUUGCUGUUGGGCUUUGGUCAAACCCAAUCACAGCACUACCUACGAGAAACCAGUGGAGAUGUGGUAAAGGAAAAUAAAACAAAGCGACAUUUUCCAGCUUCAGUAGGUAACUUCCUGCACUUUCCUUGCUGCCUAUUGCUUUCCUCUCUGUCAUGGGGGUGGCAUGACAGAUGCAGGGAGUUGAAUUUCCUCAACUUUUCAAUUUUGGCAUUGUAAACUACAGGUUUUUGCUCUUCAAACCACGCAUGACAUGCCUUUCUGCCCACUACUUUCCCAUUAAGAAUGUCCUGCAGAUCAUCACAUUUGGAGUAGCCCAAAUUCAGAUAAUCUCUGCGAAUGCUGUCUACAUCAGUCUCUUUUGCUGGGCAUUUGGAUUGACAAUUUUGCAUUUCUUCUUCGGAGACAUCUGUUUAAAAUGUAAAGGAAAAAAAAACACCGAACAGCAUUAACAGAAACAAGUUAUUAUUUGAUGUUUUAGAAAAAUAUAGUAGAAAUGAUAAAGUUAAACGCUAAAACAAAUAGUAAAUACCCAACAAAAAUAUCAUAUUCAUCAGUUUCAUCUAAUCAAUUAAAUUCAUCUAAAUUCAAUUACUAGAUCUAAACAUCUAUCCAUUUCUUAAGAUAAGGCUAACAUUUUUAAAUAGCCUAAGUAUCCGAAUAACAAAUAACAAACUGAUCCCAUUCACACAAGAAUUCACAAUAUAACGUGAUUUUUAAAUCUCACUUUGUCAUGAACAUAUGCCAAAUGGAAGGAAUUUAUUGUUUAAUUCCCAUAAUUUAAUCUGGAGACAUCCACUCUCAAGAUAAUCAAAAUCAUUAUUUGUUGCACAAUACAUCUGACUAAAACUGCUGUGGAUAUUUAGUAUGAAAAUAUUGAUCAUGGAUAGACAAUUCACAAAAUAUAGAUGAUUUAGAUGUUCUUAUGACAUGAUUGUGCAAAAAAAUAAUGAAUUUGAUUAUCUUGAGAGUGGAUGUUUCUGGAAUGUGAUCGAUUGGAAUGUUGCCGUUGCCAUGAAUUUUAAGCCCCUAUAGACAGGCAAGACACCGCCGAUUCGUAUGGGGCCUAAAUAACAUUUUCGCAUGCUAAAUUGGAAUAAAGCCACACCAAAAAGUAAGAUAACAUGUUAAGUAAACAACAUACCUUUUGUUUUGUCCUGAUAUUGCGAUCCGUGAUGUUGAAGGCGUUGAAGG
This is a messenger RNA of Leucoraja erinaceus (little skate), 5925 nucleotides long. RefSeq names its product angiopoietin-2-like. The record is from RefSeq and is a predicted model, not a curated record. Lineage: Eukaryota; Metazoa; Chordata; Chondrichthyes; Rajiformes; Rajidae.